UUUUUUUAAUUAUUAGCUCACAGACUGUUUUAUGGUUUUCACUUUUAGCAUUGACUGUUUAAAGAACUCAUUAAGGUUAUCAAAGUGUAAUUGCUAAUAAGUACUUUUGCCCUAAUGAGCAUAACAAUUUUUUUUCCCCAUAUUUGUAGCUCUUUGCAUUAUUUCCAGAUUUUUAAAGAUAUCACAUGAUCAUUUUAUAAAGAGCUUCCAGGAAUUGCACUUCGUAUUCAGCUGCAUGUGGGUUACUAACAGGAGAUAAGUGAGAAAUCUACCCUUUCUGGCAAUUUUUGUUUGUUAUACAGUAAGUCUUAAAAUAGUAGUCAUAAAUUUUGAGUAAGCAUACCUGUUGGCUUUCUGUCAUAUGAGGCACGUAAACCAGCAUUCUUGUACUUUGAAUACUUUCUUUUCUAGAAUAACUUAACUCUUCUUGAAAAGUGAUUAAUGUGUGUGUUACCAAAAAAACACUUGAUAAGUUAGGGAGUGGCAGGUCAUUUUUUUCCUGACCUUUUACAUAUUGGAGGGCUGAGAAAUAACAAUGCUUAUUUAUUGAAAUAGAUGAUAUCUUUUCAGUUUUAUGGUUGUCAGUUAUGGAAUGUGCCACGCCCUUGACAGGACCAUCUCAUUCAACUUUGCCAGUGACUUUGAAAAAUUUUAUCACUUUACAGAUUCAAAAAAAAGAAGCCUCUGAGAGGUUGAGCAAUUUGCCUAUGGAUUCGCAGCCACUAACUGCCAGAAUUGGGAUAUAAACCCAAGCUGAUCCAGUUUGAAGGGUCACUUAAACCAUGCUUCCUAGCUGCUGCAUUUGUUGUACCAUACAUAAGGACAUUCCUAAACAAUGUCUCAGGCUGUGCAGGCGAAUGGAACUCAACCGUUAAGCAAAACAUGGGAACUUAGUUUGUAUGAAUUACAACGAACACCUCAGGAGGCAAUAACGGAUGGUUUGGAAAUCGUGGUUUCACCUCGAAGCCUGCACAGUGAACUGAUGUGCCCAAUUUGUUUGGAUAUGUUGAAGAACACCAUGACUACAAAGGAGUGUUUACAUCGUUUUUGUGCAGACUGCAUUAUCACAGCCCUCAGAAGUGGCAAUAAAGAAUGUCCUACCUGUCGGAAAAAGCUAGUUUCUAAAAGAUCACUAAGGCCAGACCCAAACUUUGAUGCCCUCAUCAGCAAAAUUUAUCCAAGUCGUGAUGAGUAUGAAGCUCACCAAGAGAGAGUAUUAGCCAGGAUCAACAAGCACAACAAUCAGCAAGCACUCAGUCACAGCAUUGAGGAAGGACUGAAGAUACAGGCCAUGAACAGACUACAGCGAGGCAAGAAACAACAGAUUGAAAAUGGUAGUGGAGCAGAAGAUAAUGGUGACAGUUCACACUGUAGUAAUGCAUCCACACAUAGCAAUCAGGAAGCAGGACCUAGUAACAAACGGACCAAAACAUCUGAUGAUUCUGGGCUUGAGCUUGAUAAUAACAAUGCCACAGUGGCAAUUGAUCCAGUCAUGGAUGGUGCUAGUGAAAUUGAGUUAGUAUUCAGGCCUCAUCCCACACUUAUGGAAAAAGAUGACAGUGCACAGACAAGAUACAUAAAGACUUCAGGUAACGCUACUGUUGAUCAUUUAUCCAAGUAUCUGGCUGUGAGGCUAGCUUUAGAAGAACUUCGAAGCAAAGGAGAAUCAAACCAGAUGAACCUUGAUACAGCUAGUGAGAAGCAGUAUACCAUCUACAUAGCAACAGCCAGUGGCCAGUUCACUGUAUUAAAUGGCUCUUUUUCUUUGGAAUUGGUCAGUGAGAAAUACUGGAAAGUGAACAAACCCAUGGAACUUUAUUAUGCACCCACAAAAGAGCACAAAUGAGCUUUUACUAAAAACAAUUCAGAGAAUGAACUUUUUAAUAGCCUAGUUCUUUAAUAUUAAAGAUGUACCGUCUUUACUUUUAUAGACAGAAUCUUGGAUAUGCUGUUCAGUUUUCUUUCUGAGCCAGACUAGGUUACACUAUUAGAAUCUUUCCCCCUUAAUUUAAGAUUGCCUUUUUGAAAGGGACUGCAAUUAUUCAGUACUUUUUCUUUCCUUUAAAAAAAUCUAAGUUGUGUGGUUCAUUUCACAAAGUGUGGUUCCAUUUCAAGGACUCUUUUGACCCAGGAAUUUUUCAUAGUUCUGUAUUCUGAAGUGAAAAUUCAGUUGGCCAUCCUUCUCCCUCUGCCCCAAAGUUUUUUAGGUCUGCAGAAUGUUAAAUAAUAUGUAUUCUGACAUUUUUCGCUCCCCAGUCUUGUAUAUUUAUAGUUUUCUAUAUAAACUAUAGUAUCUUCAUGAAGACCAAGACUCAAAUUUACUGUGCUUAAAAAACAAUUCUCAUAGGAUUAUUAUUUUCAUGGUAUUUUCUUCCAUAAUAUCUCAUUUUAAAAAGAGGUUCUUUAUGAACUUAGUGUCCAUUGUCAUGCAAUGUUAUUUUUUUUUCCAUUUUUUCUUGUAAUAAUUUUGGAAUUUCUGAUCCUGGGGAAAAGAAUCAAACAAAAUCUCAGGUUCUAUGAGAACUUGAUUCAUAUACAGAUUUCACUGAAGAAAGGAGAAUUAAAUUGGUCGUAUGUAGUCUUCAAAUGUAUAUUUAAAGAGGUCUUUUUUUUUUUUU
Molecule: messenger RNA, 2618 nt
Organism: Trichechus manatus latirostris (Florida manatee)
Lineage: Eukaryota; Metazoa; Chordata; Mammalia; Sirenia; Trichechidae
Gene: RNF2
Product: ring finger protein 2
Exons: 8
Coding region: 836-1846 (336 amino acids)
Cellular component (GO): ubiquitin ligase complex; PcG protein complex
Molecular function (GO): ubiquitin protein ligase activity; chromatin binding
Source: RefSeq, a predicted model, not a curated record